This is a messenger RNA of Ascoidea rubescens DSM 1968, 1372 nucleotides long. RefSeq names its product S-glutathionyl-(chloro)hydroquinone reductase (gene ECM4). The transcript has a single exon. The record is from RefSeq and is a predicted model, not a curated record. The coding region runs from base 227 to 1243 and encodes 338 amino acids. Gene Ontology annotation, cellular component: cytoplasm. Gene Ontology annotation, molecular function: glutathione transferase activity. Lineage: Eukaryota; Fungi; Ascomycota; Saccharomycetes; Ascoideales; Ascoideaceae.
AGGAUUAGGUUUGAAAGCAAGACCAGCGAUGUGGAAGAAGGCUCUUUUGGGCUGACAAAUCAGAGCACAAAAUGAGGAUGGUUUGCUUUGGAGAAGGGAGUAUAAAUAGUGGUAGGGAGAGAACUGGAGAUUGUGGUUGAGGAUUUUGUUGAAUUGCUGUUAUACACGAAUUUACCAUUAACAAGAGAGAGCUCAAUUGCAAUUGACGGACCAGAAGUUAUCGAAGAUGAGCAGCAACCCAAACAAUCCCAAGUUGAACAUUCAAGCAUUCGCAGACCAAUCUGGGGAAUACAAGAGAAAGGCGAGUGUGUUCAGAGAUUUCAUUUCCAGUAGUGCAGGCUCCAAGUUUUUGCCAGAGAAGAACAGGUAUCAUUUGUACGUCUCCUAUGCGUGUCCAUGGGCACACAGAACGUUGAUUGUACGAGCAUUGAAGGGCCUAGUCCCAUUGAUUGGAGUGUCGGUGGUUCAUUGGCAUAUGGACAACAAAGGAUGGAGAUUUCCCUCAAAGGAUGAUCAAUGCGAGGGAGCAACACCCGAUGAGAUUUAUGGGUUUAGAAGAAUUCGAGAAUUAUACUUAAAGGCCAAUUCAAACUAUGAUGGCAGAUUUACUGUUCCUGUUUUGUGGGAUAAAAAAAACGAAACUAUAGUUAAUAAUGAAAGCAGCGAGAUUAUUAGAAUGUUCAAUACCGAUUUCAAUUCAUUCAGUGAAUUGAGUGAUGCUCAAAAGAAAUUGAAUUUCUAUCCGGAUGAAUUGAAGGAUGAGAUUGAUGAGCUAAAUGAAUGGAUUUACGAUAAUAUUAAUAACGGCGUUUACAAGAGUGGUUUUGCAACAAAACAAGAAGUCUAUGAAACUCAUGUCAAAAACUUAUUCAAGUAUCUAGGUAAAGUUGAAGAAAUCUUAAAGGAGAAUUAUACCAAGAAUGGUGAGGAAAAUAGUGAGAAAAACGGGUUCUACUUGGUUGGUAAUCGAUUAACAGAAGCAGAUAUUAGAUUGUACACUACCAUUAUCAGAUUUGAUGCUAUCUACGUUCAACAUUUCAAAUGUAACUUGGGUAUGAUCAGAUAUGAUUUUUCAUAUCUCCAUAAAUGGGUCAGAUAUCUCUACUGGAAGAUUCCCGGGUUCAAAGAAACCACCAACUUCGACCACAUCAAGUUCCACUACACCAAGUCCCAUCCUGCUAUCAACCCCUAUGGAAUCACUCCCUUGGGCCCAAAAGUCAACAUUUUGCCAUAUGAUGGGUAGAAUGAGUGUGCCACUGACCUAAAAUUUGUUUUUCUAUAUAAUUUAACGUCUUUUAUACAAUAAAUAAAACAUAGCUAUAUUACUAUUAUUAUUAACAUUAUUAAUAUUCUGUGACCGCGGGCCAGCCAU